Messenger RNA from Phaeodactylum tricornutum CCAP 1055/1, 501 nucleotides. RefSeq lists its product with no specific name. The record is from RefSeq and is a predicted model, not a curated record. The annotation marks the transcript as partial. Gene Ontology annotation, biological process: protein transport. The transcript has a single exon. NCBI's taxonomy places the organism in Eukaryota, Bacillariophyta, Bacillariophyceae, Surirellales, Neidiaceae.
CUUGUGUUAGAAUUGAAAAUGGCGGUUUCGCGAAUUCAAAUUGCGAGUAAUAAGAAAGCCGCCUUGUCGAAGCAAAAGAUGCGGGAAGUAGCCAAAAUGCUAUCCGAAGAACCGCCCAAAGAAGAAAAGGCGAAAAUUCGUGCGGAAGCCCUCAUUCGGGACGACAAUCUCAUGGAAGCCUAUGAAAUACUGCAACUCGAAUGUGAAUUGAUCCACGAGCGACUCAAACUUAUCGAAUACAGCCGAUCAUGCCCGCCUGAUAUGACUUCCGUCAUUUCGACAUUAAUUUGGGCAUCUCAUCGGGUGGAUAUUCCCGAGCUGCUCGCCAUUCGCAAACUAUUCUGUGCAAAAUACGGCAAAGCUUUUGAAGAAGCCGCACUCGCGAAUACGAAUGGCGUCUUGAACGAACGGGUCGUGACAAAAUUGUCGGUAGAUCCACCGGCUGCAUACCUCGUUCAUAGGUAUUUAGAACGCAUUUGCGAGCAGUAUGAGGUAAAUUGG